Molecule: messenger RNA, 1989 nt
Organism: Macrosiphum euphorbiae (potato aphid)
Lineage: Eukaryota; Metazoa; Arthropoda; Insecta; Hemiptera; Aphididae
Source: the annotation of a GenBank genome assembly
AUGAAUCAACUUAAAGACCCUAAAUCGGAUCUUUCAAUAACAAUAAAUACUGCAACAGAAAUUUAUACUCUCAAAAAACCAUUUCUUAUUAAAUAUUGCGAAAAUAAAAAAUUAAAAUCAACAGGUACAACUAGUGAAUUAAGAGCUAGACUUAGUAGAUACUUAAAAGGCACCAUAACAUCAGACGACAUAGAUAACAAAUUAAGCAAAGAAGAAUGCGAUUUAAUUUUAAUCAAAGCAAAAACUAACAAAAUCGAUUUUAAAAAAAUAGAAAAAGAAGCAGGAAUACUCGAUUCGAGCGAUUCAAGCACUGACACAAAUACAAUUAAUAAAUUAACUUCAGACAGCUUUUCAGAAAUAUCAAAAGAUAAUUUAAAAUUAUACGAUAAUCUUAAUGCCAGUACAAGCUUAUUUGUGAAUAACACCAAAAAUAUUCUAGAAAAUUCAGAUAUAACUUACCAAAAUUGUCAAAAAGAAAGUUCUGAUACUUAUGAAAAUAUAUUAAAAAAUCUUAAGAUUAAUGAUACUUCUAAUAAUAUUUAUGAGGAAUUAAAAUUAAAUACUCAACCAGAAAAUAGUGAGAUUAUUGAAAAUAAAUUAAUAAAUCUUAAUAAUUCAACAACUAUUGAUUCUAAUAACACAAGGGAACAACCAAAAUUCAAAAACGAAAAUACAGCAAUAAAUAAUCAAAAAGGAGAUAACGUAAACUCUGAAAUUCAUUCUACUCCAUUAAACAAACAACACAGAAAUGACAGAAAAAUUCUAAUGAUUAGACCAGACCAGUUCUCAGGUAAUGAGGACGUAAGAAAAUAUUUCAAGCAAUACGAAAAAGCAGCAGAUGUAAACGGUUGGAAGGACGAAGAUAAAGUAAGAUUUUUAUCGAUAUUCGUAAAAGGUACAGCAAGUAUAUUUUUGGAAAAUUUGGAAGACAAACAAAAUAAUUGGACAUGGAAUAAUUUGAAACAGGAGUUUCUCGACGAAUUUCAACCAAUGGGUUACAAUACAAUUUUAAAAACUAGAUUAGAAAAUAGACGUCAAGGAGAUACAGAGUCUAUAAUGAGUUUUGUAACAGAAAUAGAAAAUAUAUGUAGACAACUAAAUAAAAAUAUGCAGGAAGAAGAAAUUUGCACUUAUAUUUUAAAGGGAUUAAAAGAGACAGUCUUACAUGCGAUUUCAUUACACGACAAUAGCAACCUAAAGGAACUAAAGAAAAAUUUAAAAAAAUUUGAAUUGAUGCAAUUUCGAAUUAAUAACAGAGGACCAGAAUUAAGUGAUUAUACAGAAAUGCUUAAUGAACAUGUAUCUCAACUAAACCAAAAAACAAAAGAAAAAGGAAGAGAAAUCGAUGAACUAAAAAGACAGUUAAUAGAAAGAGAUAGAGAAUACAAAAAGGAGAUGAACCAGUUACGGGAAAAUAUUCAACAAAUCAACAUUACAGGAAGAAGAAAUAAAUCGGUAAACUUCGAUGAUGAAGAAAUAGAUAAUCGAUAUAAUAAUAAAAAUUAUAAUUAUAAUGAAGAUAGGAGCAGAAGUUAUAAUAGAGAAACAAAUUACCGAGGACGACAACGUGAAUACAGAGACCAAAGUCCAUAUCCAGGAAGAACAGAUCACGAAGGCAGCAACAAUUAUAGGGAAAAAAGUCCUUAUUCCGAUAGGUACAACAACUAUAAGCUCAGAGAAAGCAGUAGAGAUAGAUACAAUAACAAUAAAUAUAGAAAUAACAGUAGAGAAAUGAGCAAUAAUAGAGAUAGGUCUGACUCAAGAAAUAGGGAAAACUUCUACGACAGAUCCAGAGAUAGAGAUAGUUAUAAGAACAGAAAUCGUGAAAAUGACAUAAGUAGGAAACAGCACAGUAGGGAAAACAGCAGAGAAAGAUAUUCAAGAUCCACGACGCCGGAAGGAUUUAACAGAAGAGAAAAAAUAACAUGCUACAAAUGCAAUAAUAAAGGACACUAUGCUAGCGAUUGCAAUUUUUCAAAAAACGAAUAG